This is a messenger RNA of Drosophila yakuba, 6477 nucleotides long. RefSeq names its product WASH complex subunit 2 (gene hlk). The record is from RefSeq and is a predicted model, not a curated record. The coding region runs from base 437 to 5134 and encodes 1565 amino acids. The transcript is spliced from 18 exons. NCBI's taxonomy places the organism in Eukaryota, Metazoa, Arthropoda, Insecta, Diptera, Drosophilidae.
CCAAAAUACUUUCAGUUGCGAGCGGACCUCUGCACGGAGUGGAACAAAAUCUGAAGAGCAAACAGUACAGUCCGCGGAAAACGUUCAAUUAAUAGAAGCAAGAAGCCACAUAUAUAAUCUAAUUAUUCUCGUAUAUACCCCACAUAUAUAUCGCCUGAGCAUAUACGAGCACCGUAUACAUAUAUGUAUCAGUGAACAAAAUGUUGUUAUACAUAAAAUAAAUUGCGAAAGAAGAAACACCAUUAUCAACUAAAAAUAGUGCCCGAUUCUCAAAGGAAUACAAAUUUUAAUAACGAAGACCCGAAACGACAAUAACGAAUCAAUUAUACAAUUGUAACACUAUAAACUGUAGAACACACCAAAACGAGCAGGCACGCGCACGCAUGUUCGCGUUAAGGUCCUAAAGAACAUCACAACCGUAACCACCAAUCGCAGGAUGAUUAUCACCCGCCUCAAGACUCUCUCGCUGCUCGUGUGUGCUCUGCUGGCCCUGAGUUUUCCCGGAUAUGUGAGUGGCGCAGCAGGCAACAGCAAGAAGGGCUCGCAGCCAGUGGCGCCUCCGGAACCGGAGGCCGUCAUCGAGGAGGUCAAUGCCAAGCAGCUGGAGAAGCUCCUGGCCGACAAGGAUUACGUGGCCGUCUUUUGGUAUGCGCGAAGCUGCGUGACCUGUGAUAAGGUCCUAGCGGAGCUCGAGAAAAUCGACGAUGACACCGACUCCUUUGGUGUGGACUUUGUAAAAAUCAACGACAAACGACUUGCCAAACAGUAUGGCAUCAAGAACUUCCCCGCCCUCACCUACUUUAGGGAGAAGGAGCCCAUCAUAUAUGAUGGCGAUCUUAUGGACGAGGAAGGAGUGCUCGAUUUCCUCACCUCCUUGGAGGCCAUGGACUUGCCCGAUCGCAUCGAGGAGGUCAAUGCCAAGAUAUUGCAGAAGAUUAUCGAGGACACCGACUUUGUAGCCGUUCUAUUCUGUCCAGAUCAUGAAACAUGCCCGCCCAGGGUUAUGGACAAACAGCAAUGCCGCAAGUGCGCCAAGGCCUUGCAGGAGCUGGAGAAUAUUGACGACGAAGCUGACCAGCUGGGCAUCGGGUUUGUGAAGAUACACGACGAGGCAUUGGCCGACGAAUACAAUCUAGGCAACCUGCCAGCCUUGGUCUAUUACCGCCACCAGACUCCAAUCAUAUACGAAGGUGAACUUCAGCGAGAGGAGGACGUCUUGGAAUGGUUGGUGCAGAAUAAGUCGACGGGCGAUGAGGAUGAUGUGAUUGAAGACGUCACUUCGAAGACUCUGUCUACGCUGAUCAGCAAUAUCGACAACCUGGUCGUGCUAUUUUAUGAUCAUGGAAACGACGAUUCGAUGACCGUGCUGGAGGAGUUGGAGCAAAUCGACGACGACUGCGACAAGCAUGGCAUUCAGUUUGUGAAAAUCGAUGAUACGAAGGCUGCAGGCGAUUACGGAAUCGAUUCGAUUCCGGCCAUUGUUUACUUUGAAAAAGAAAUUCCGAAUGUGUACGACGGCGAUCUCAUGGACGAGGAGCAGAUUCUGAAAUGGUUGUUGGGACAGUUGGAACGGGAUGAGAUCGAGGACGUCACCGACGAAAUGCUCGAUACAAUGAUCAAAGAAGGACGCGUCAUUGCCGUGCUGUUCUACGACAACAACGACAAGAAGUCCCAGAAAGUACUCGAGGAGCUGGAAAACAUUGACGACGAGUGCGACGCAUUGGGCAUUACAUUCGUGAAGAUCGACAAUCCCGAGGAGGCCGUUGAAUAUGGCAUCAAUAAAGUUCCUAAACUGAUAUACUUUGAAAAAGGCAUUCCAACUAUUUACGAGGGCAAUCUGGAGGACGAGGAGAAGCUUCUAAAAUGGCUAACAGACCAAACGAGUUCCGAUCAAAUCGAGGACAUCACCGACGAAAUGUUGGAUUUAAUUAUUGAGAAAAUGCCCCAUGUUGCUGUUCUUUUCUACGACAAAGACCAGAAAAAGUCACAGAAGAUCCUCGCAGAACUGGAAAACAUCGACGAUGAGUGCGAUCAGAACGAUAUUGCCUUUGUCAAGAUCGAUGAUGACAAGGAGGCAAAAGAAUGGGGUAUCGAUGAGAUACCAUCGAUUGUACUCUUCGAACGUGGAAUUCCACACAUCUACGAGGGUGAUCUGAUGAAAGAAGAUGAGCUGCUUGGCUGGUUGGUGCACCAGAAGCGCUAUUCCGAAAUUCCCGAGGUCACCGAUGAGAUGAAGGACAAGUUGGUCGAGAACACCGAGCACUUAGCGGUUAUAUUCUACGACAAGGACGAUAAGCAGGAUAUGCGCAUCCUAAACGAACUGGAAAACAUCGAUGAUGAACUGGAGAAGGAGGGUAUUGUCAUCGUCCGCAUUGAUAACGCUGCUGAAGCCAAGGAAUACGGUCUCGAUCAUUUGCCUGCCCUUAUCUACUUCGAAAACAAGAUCCCGGCUCUUUAUGAAGGCGAUCUGAUGAACGAGGAUGAGGUGCUCGAGUGGCUUCUUGUCCAGAAAAAGACAGCUACUAUCGAGGAGGUUACCGAUGAGAUCCUAGUCAAUCUGAUCAACGAACACGAGUAUGUUGUCGUCUUCUUCACGGGUCCCUGCGAACCCGGAGAGACCUGUGAACACACUCUCAACGCCCUGGAAAGCAUCGACGAUGAAUUGGAUGAAGCUGGCAUCAUUUUUGUUACCACUGAGGAUACCGGAAUCGCUAAGAAAUACAAUGUCAAGACCUAUCCACGCCUGGUGUUCUUUAGAAACCGUGAUCCACUCCAUUUCACCGGAGAUCUAGACGACGAGGACGAGGUGUUGGCCUGGAUAACUGACGACGAGACCCUUGAAAUUCCCGGAAAAAUUGAGGAGGUGAAUGUGAAGAUGUUGGAUAAGAUCUUGGCUGAAAACGAUCACGUCGUCGUAUUCUUCUACGCUGAGGGCGAUAAGAAAGCACAGAAGAUCCUUAACGAGCUGGAGAACAUCGAUGACGAAUGCGAGGAAAAAGACAUUGACUUUGUAAAGACAUCCGACGAUGAUAUUGAUAAGGAGUACGACCUGCCUGGUCUGCCGGCACUUGCAUUUUAUAGACAUAAGUUUAGAACAAUUUACACCGGUGACCUGAUGAAGGAAGAGGAAAUUCUUGAGUGGGUUAUUGAUUUGCACGAGUCUACAGCUGAUGUCAUUGAAUCUGUCGAUCGUAAAACCCUGCAAGUUCUGAUCAACGAUGUUGAGCACCUGGCUGUGUUCUUCUAUGACGAUGAAUGCGAAUCGUGUUCUGACAUCUUGGAGGAGUUGGAAAACAUCGACGAUGACACCGACAAGCACGGAAUACAAUUUGUCAAGUCCAAUGAUGUUAAGCUGGCUCAUGAAAUUGGCAUUUUUGCAUUUCCAGCUUUGGUCUACUACGAGACCGGCGUCCCGAUUAUGUAUGAUGGUAAUCUCAAAAAUGAAAAUCGUGUGCUGCAGUGGUUAGUCAAUCAAAAGAGCAAUGAUGACGGCGACAGUAAUGAAAAAAUUGUUAAAUUGCGCUAUCCCAAAGAAAGCGAUGAGGAUAAACGAGAAAGAUUAAAGCGUCUGCAGAAUUCGAUUCGCAAUGAAAGAUUACAUAAGAAAGGACGGGACACUGAUGACGAUGAAAAUGGGGAUAACGAAGAUGAAACGGGGGAGAAAGGUACUGAUAGGGCUGACGAAGACGAGGAUGAUGAAGAUGAUGAAAAUGGGGACGACGGGGAUGACGAAGAUAAUAAUAAUGAGGACGAAGAGGAUGACGAAGAUAAUAAUAAUGAGGACGAAGAGGAUGACGAAGAAGAAGAUGAUAAUGGGAACGACGAAGACGAUAAUGAAGAUGACAAUAACGACGACGAGAAUGACGAAGAGGAAGAUGAAGAAGAAGAUAAUGAUGACGACGAGGAUGACGGGGAAGAUGACAAUGAGGACGACAAGGACGAAGAUGAUGAAGAAGAUAAUAAUGAUGACGACAAGGACGAGGAUGACGCAGAAGAUAAUAAUGAUGACGACGAGGAUGACGAAGAAGAUAAUAAUAAGGACGACGACGAUGACGAAGAAGAUAAUAAUAAGGACGACGACGAUGACGAAGAAGAUAAUAAUAAGGACGACGACGAUGAAGAAGAAGAUAAUAAUAAGAACGACGACGAUGAAGAUGAAGAUAAUAACGAGGACGACGACGAAAACGAAGAAGAAGAUAAUAAUAAGAACGACGACGAUGACAAUGACGAAGGGGAUAAUGAUGGAGAUGACGAGGACGACGAAGAGAACGAUGAAGAUGAGGAUGACAAGGAAGAAGAUGAGGACGACAAUGACAACGACGAUAACAAGGGAGAGAAUGAUGAGGACGAGGAUGACGGGGACGAAGACGACGAUGACGAUGAGGAUGACGAUGACAAAACAGACAAUGAGAACGAGGAUGAUAACGAGGACGGGGACGCAACAGGGGAGGACGAUAAUGAGAACGACGAAGAAGAUAUUAAGAGUAAACCAAAAUAUAGGCAUACGGCCAAAGGUAGAACGAUACACCGCCUUGCUGACCUUUGCUCAGGUCGGCUUAUAGAUGAAAUAGAUGACGAAUGUUUCUAUGUUGGAUUGGGCCAUGACGGCCAUUCAGCUAAGCGCGGCAACAAUUUCGUGCCCAACGAUUAUAAACCAUUCCAAUGCUGUCCAACCAAAUUGGAGAAGUCAACGAAAGUUCCUAAAAUGACGGCCCAGCGGAUCGGGCAUAGCGAAGGCGAUCAGGGCAAGCGUCCAAGCGGCGGCAACUUCCAGUUCGCCGGCCAGGCGUCCAGCAAAUCGGCAACAAAGACGGCGGCCACCAAGAAGCAGGCCAAGCUCUCCAAGGACACCAAGGACACCAAGGACACCGAUGACGACGAUGAGGACGACGAGGACAAGCCCCUGGUCAAGGUUUCCUAUGCCAACAAGCGCUCGGGAGGAAGCAACAAGCCACAGGCCGGCAAGAAGUCCAAGGAUAACGACGAUCAGUCUCAGGAGGUGGAGAAGGUAUCCAAGCAGAAGUCGUCAAAGAAGUCCGGCAAGCUGAAUGUCAAAUCCGGCAUAAAUUUUUUCCAAAAUCGACUAAAAAAUUUGUAUGAUAUCAUUUUUCAGGAUAUCUCUCUGUGGGAGUAAGGCAACAAUUUAACUGAAUGUGGAUAACCACAGACAGUUAAAUAGUGAUUGUAUGAUUGAAUAAUAUGCCAUACUAAAGUAGCACGUAUACGCACUGUUGCCAACUGAUAGGACAAUUAUCAAACCAGAACCAAACCCAAAACCAAAACCAAAUACAAACUCAAUCCUGAAUAUAGCCACGAAAAGAACCUUCAAUGACAGGUUUCUAUAACUAAAUGUACAUCAUCUAUGUGUGAAUGCAAGAAACAAGUAACUAACUCUGAACAAUCUGGCACAAUAGCAUUGAUCAAAAUACCCACCCAUCUUAUGUGCCAGAUCAGAUCUUACUUAGAUCACACUUUUAAGAAGAUCCACGAGUAGCAGCAUCACACGAAACCCGAAAUAACAAAAAAAUGAUCAAGAAAGCCUACUAACUAAAACUUUGUUGAUAUUUUCGCUUUAACUUUUUUCAAGAGGUCAGGUCUAUAACUAACUAAGCCACACAUUUGUUGCAUUUUGCCAACGGAUUUCAACAAACUUUGUUCAAACUAAAAGCAAUUACUUCAACAAACAACUAUCAAAUUUCUGAGAACUUUCACUUGUAUAUUUAGUCAGCAAUCUUUGUUAUUAACAAUUUAAUAGGACUUUGUCUUUUGUCAAUAACGAACGUCUAAACUUUUUUGAUACUACUUCUUUUUGUCGCAAUAUACAAUUUACAUUUAUGUAGUUAGUCUAAUUUAAACGAGGGCAAAAGCAUAGCAAACGAACGAACAAACGCAUAAAUAUUUUUUUGAAACAAUUUACACCUUACAGUGCCCAACUGUUAGCUAAUUUAACUAAAACGUGUAGCUAUGAGCGCAGCCAACUGUUUUCAUAAUAACAACAUUAAAAACUAUAAUUUGUAACCAGAAAUUUGUAGAUAUAUUACAGCAUACAGGCCGUAUACUUAAUUUUGUUAUGGAAACGAAAAAUCCAAUAUUUCUCGCUGAACAUGGCCUCGCAUAUUGUAGCUAGCCAUUUCGUUUCAUUUGUUUUUUUCUGAGAGCGAUUUCUGUACCGCUCACUGUUGUUUUUGUUAUCGGUAUUUGCCAAAUACCGAAUUAUAAAUCUUUAUCAUUAUGUUUUCUUAAGCUAAAGCCUACCACUCUACACGCAAUUGUAACUAAAUCCACCAUAUAUGUAAAGAAAUUUUGUUGAACAGCAGCUGAUAAGUCAAGAUCAAGCAUGUAUUUUUGUCAGCCUAAUUAUUCAAAAUGGAAAUUGUCAGAUUGUAAGAUUCAAACGCAAAUCGAUCUAAAGCACUUUUGUAAACAAACCUCUCGAAUGAGAUUGUAAGAAUAUUUAAUAAAAGCCAUCAAACUUAA